CCUCUGGGGUUAAACCAAAAUGCCUUGAUUUUAAGUUUCUCCAUUCUUCAUCUCCAUUUACUGUCGCUAGUGCAGUCUAUGAAGAGAUAGAUCAUUCCUUAAAUACACACAGCAUCCAGGCCAAACGGAGAGAGAGAGAAUCAGGGUAAUUAAUAACAGUAGCUAGCUUCUUCAUCAUGUGGAUGAUAAAUGGUGGUGACAGCAAUGAGCCUAGCAUGAAUGAUUGCUUCAACCCAAAGCCCAACACUACUACACCCUGCACAAAUACUACUGCAACUCCUCUCACAUAUGUAGGACUAAAACAUCAUCUCGCCAAAACAAGUGAGCAAAGCAGGGGGAGAAAACUCAAAGAGCAAGCAGAAGCAACGAGAAGUUCGAGAUGGAACCCAACAGCAGAGCAGCUACUAGCACUAGAAGAACAGUACAGUUGCGGAGUUCGAACUCCAACAACUAACCAAAUCCAACAAAUAACUUCAGAGCUUCGAAGGUUUGGGAAGAUUGAAGGGAAGAAUGUGUUUUACUGGUUUCAAAACCACAAGGCAAGAGAAAGACAAAAACGCCGUCAAGGACAACAAAAACACAAAAAUUCUGAUCAUGAAAGCUCGAAUAAGAUGAAAGAAUCAGGUCCGAGGAGGACAGUUCUUGGAGUUGAUCAAACAAACAACUUGGCACCUCAUUCAAAAUGCAGUACUGAUCAUGUAGAGGGACCUGUUUCAGUGAAUGGAGCAGCACUAGCAGAAAGUGGAACACAUGGCUGGUCAGAAUUUGAGGAGAGGGAAUUACAGCAGAUGAAAAGUAUCAGUCUUGAUAUGCAUGCCAUGUGGCAAACCAUGGACUUGUCUUCCUCUACUCCCGUCCACCGCUUGACUAGCAACAUGACUACAACAGCGUCAAAGUUCUCAAGCCUUGAAGAGCACAGUUCGCUGUUGAGACCCACCAAGACAGCAACUCAUGCAAAUCAUGAUGGUGAAAUUAGGGAAGUUCAAACUCUUCAGCUGUUUCCACUUUGUAGUGAUGAUGCUAAUGGUGCUAAUGGUACCAAUAAUGACAGAAAUGUACCCAUCAGGACCAUAAAUACGACCUUCACCCCAAGCCAGUUUUUUGAGUUUCUUCCUCUGAAGAACUGAAAGGAAACAGCAGCUAACCCAUGUGACUACAAUGCAGCUCUUAAUUGCUUUGCUGUAUAUGCAAUGUGGUUGAUAUGUUCACGUUUGUUUUCUAGUAGGAGAUUGGGUGCUGUUCUUUCUGUUCACAUCAUGCACAGAGCAACUGUAGGAUAAGGACAUCUUUUAGUAUUGUUUGAGAUGUUGCCUUAUGCAUUUGGAUCUUGUUGGUUAAGCCAAGGUAGACCUACUCUUUCCUACAGAGGCGUUUUC
Molecule: messenger RNA, 1376 nt
Organism: Populus euphratica (Euphrates poplar)
Lineage: Eukaryota; Viridiplantae; Streptophyta; Magnoliopsida; Malpighiales; Salicaceae
Product: WUSCHEL-related homeobox 6
Exons: 4
Coding region: 177-1127 (316 amino acids)
Biological process (GO): plant organ development
Molecular function (GO): DNA-binding transcription factor activity; DNA binding
Source: RefSeq, a predicted model, not a curated record